AUGAGAUCCACCGCUAGAAACCUCCUCCUCCUCCUAAUCCAUUCUCUCUUACUCCUCCCGGCCACGGCGGUCUCGCCCGGCGAAGGAUCGCGAUGCAACGGCUCGAUCGCGGAGUGCAGCGCCGACGAGAUAGAGAUGCUGAUGGAGUCGGAAGUGAGCCGGAGGUUUCUGGAAGAGAGGAAGCACAUCUCGACCGGAGCCUUGAAGCGGGACGAGCCGGUGUGCAACAGCGGCGGCCCCGGUAAGCCGUAUACUCGGAGCUGUGUUCCGGAGCCUUCUAACCCUCAUGAUAGAGGGUGUUCAAGUUACUACCGCUGUAGAGAUGAUCAAUGA
Messenger RNA from Ipomoea triloba (trilobed morning glory), 333 nucleotides. RefSeq names its product protein RALF-like 32. The record is from RefSeq and is a predicted model, not a curated record. The transcript has a single exon. Bases 1 to 333 code for a protein of 110 amino acids. Lineage: Eukaryota; Viridiplantae; Streptophyta; Magnoliopsida; Solanales; Convolvulaceae.